Molecule: messenger RNA, 2711 nt
Organism: Gorilla gorilla gorilla (western lowland gorilla)
Lineage: Eukaryota; Metazoa; Chordata; Mammalia; Primates; Hominidae
Gene: CHST9
Product: carbohydrate sulfotransferase 9
Exons: 6
Coding region: 324-1655 (443 amino acids)
Biological process (GO): carbohydrate biosynthetic process; proteoglycan biosynthetic process
Cellular component (GO): membrane
Molecular function (GO): sulfotransferase activity
Source: RefSeq, a predicted model, not a curated record
GCGCGGAGGCGGCGCCGCAGCCCCAGCCGGGCCGGACGCGGGAGGGCCAGGGCCAGGGUGAGCGUCCGACUCCGAGCUGUCCCCGCUCCCGGCGCGGCGCUCCGCUCUCAGCCACCUCACGGCUGCCAGGAGUGCGCGGGAGUUUGCCCCGGAGCGCGGGGAAGUUUCCUCCGAAGCUGCGCUCCUGGAACAGCAGCACCUGCAAGCGCCGGGCAGCGGCCCGCGAGGUUACUUUAUGGAAUUGGGCCCUUAGAGAACAAGAAAAGACUGAAGUUUUACAGGAAAACAAAUCAUGUGGUCUUCAGAUUCUGAAAUAAGGAGAAAUGCAGCCAUCUGAAAUGGUCAUGAACCCCAAACAAGUCUUCCUCUCUGUGCUGAUAUUUGGAAUAGCUGGGCUACUCCUCUUCAUGUAUUUGCAAGUCUGGAUUGAAGAACAACAUACAGGGAGAGUGGAGAAGAGAAGAGAACAAAAAGUAACUUCAGGAUGGGGACCAGUGAAGUACUUGCGGCCUGUACCCAGAAUCAUGAGUACAGAAAAAAUCCAGGAACAUAUCACCAACCAGAACCCCAAGUUUCACAUGCCUGAGGAUGUACGAGAAAAAAAGGAAAAUCCUCUACUCAAUUCUGAGAGAUCUACUAGGCUCUUAACAAAGACCAGUCAUUCACAAGGAGGGGAUCAAGCUUUAAGUAAGUCCACAGGGUCACCAACAGAGAAGUUGAUUGAAAAACGUCAAGGAGCUAAGACUGUUUUUAACAAGUUCAGCAACAUGAAUUGGCCAGUGGACAUUCACCCUUUAAACAAAAGUUUAGUCAAAGAUAAUAAAUGGAAGAAAACUGAUGAGACCCAAGAGAAACGAAGGUCUUUCCUUCAGGAGUUUUGCAAGAAAUACAGUGGGGUGAGUCAUCAUCAGUCACAUCUUUUUCAUACAGUAUCCAGAAUCUAUGUAGAAGAUAAACACAAAAUCUUAUAUUGUGAGGUACCUAAGGCUGGCUGUUCCAAUUGGAAAAGAAUUCUGAUGGUACUAAAUGGAUUGGCUUCCUCUGCAUACAACAUCUCCCACAAUGCUGUCCACUACGGGAAGCAUUUGAAGAAGCUAGAUAGCUUUGACCUAAAAGGGAUAUAUACCCGCUUAAAUACUUAUACCAAAGCUGUGUUUGUUCGUGAUCCCAUGGAAAGAUUAGUAUCAGCCUUUAGGGACAAAUUUGAACACCCCAAUAGUUAUUACCAUCCAGUAUUCGGAAAGGCAAUUAUCAAGAAAUAUCGACCAAAUGCCUGUGAAGAAGCAUUAAUUAAUGGAUCUGGAGUCAAGUUCAAAGAGUUUAUCCACUACUUGCUGGAUUCCCACCGUCCGGUAGGAAUGGACAUUCACUGGGAAAAGGUCAGCAAACUCUGCUAUCCGUGUUUGAUCAACUAUGAUUUUGUAGGGAAAUUUGAAACUUUGGAAGAAGAUGCCAAUUACUUUUUACAGAUGAUCGGUGCUCCAAAGGAGCUGAAAUUUCCCAACUUUAAGGAUAGGCACUCUUCCGAUGAAAGAACCAAUGCUCAAGUCGUGAGACAGUAUUUAAAGGAUCUGACUAGAACUGAGAGACAAUUAAUCUAUGACUUUUAUUACUUGGACUAUUUAAUGUUUAAUUAUACAACUCCAUUUUUGUAGUUUGCAUUCAUUUUCUAAAACUCUGUAUAUACUUAAUGAUGAUAAGUUCAAAUCAGCUGUAAUUUUUCUAUAAUUCUCUAUAUGACAGAAAUUUAACUAAGUGCAGUUGUCUUGAUUUAAUGUAGAUUUUUACCAAAUAGUAUGACACCAAUUGGCACAAAGUUAUAGGAAAAUCACCUACAGGAGAUGUAAACAACUUGAGUUGCUCUAAAAUGUUUGGAAAAGAGCUGCUUUUGCAUUAUGAAUUAUAUUGUUGAAGCAAUAACCUAGCCAGCUGUUGCAUUAGCUAAAGCAGCCUCUUGCAAUGGUAGGAAAAAAGGAUCUCAAAUAGCAUGAGUGUAUGUCUAUAUCCUGGAAUUUAUUGUCUAAAAUGCAUGAAUAUAUUUUCAGCAGUCUGUGGCAUAUUAAUCAAACUGUUGAAUUGUUUUCUUACACCCUGGAAAUCUUUCUAUCAACUAUAAUGAUAAAUCCAUUUGGAAGUGAUAUUUUGGACUUAGGCAUUUUACUUUAGAUUGGAAGGCAUUAUGUGAUUUACAAUAUGAGAAUAUAGCGGAAAAACCAGAUGAGGCUGUGGCUUUUUAUAUUCAACAGCCAAUAAAAAAUGCACAACAUGCUAAGAUCAAAGCAACAAAAGCAACCUUCUUCUUCCAGAAAAACUUAAGGGAAUUGAUUCUGUUUUCUUUUGAGCCUUCCACAAAGAGACAAAAUGAACACAAGCACUAAAGGUCUACAUUUCUGAAGCAGGCAGUUGAGAAGCUUAAGUCUCAUCAGAUAUAAAUGUGCUCCUAAUUCUGGUUUAAUUGAGCAGGGGGGGAAUUGUUUCAGGAUGGAAUAAUCAUCAAAAACAAAAGUUGCCAUUCUGAAUAUGGAACUCAAACAAUAACAAAGUUUUAUAAGUGUAUUAUUUGAAUCAAAGCAUCAUGUGCAUAGCUUUAUAUGUGGAAUACACCCUAAGAAUAGCUUUUGUUUUCAGUUUAAUUAUUCAGCUUAGGAAUGACUUUUUAAAAACUAAUAUACCACUUCAAAGAUAGGUUAUGUUCUAGAGAAUAAACAUAA